UUCAGAAAUCAGUUCCUUUUUCCCCAUCAAUGAGAUUUACAUUUUACUGAUAUUGUUUUAAACUCUCAAUAAUUAAUCAAGGAAAGGUUGUGAAGUUAAUAACCAAAGUGUUAAGUGAGAUUAUUACUCAUUAGUAAGCUCAAUCUUAUAGGAUCAGGCUGUUUUAUAUUCUUGACUAUAUUAAAAGAUUUAAAAUAUUUAUUCAAUCAGGAAUUGUAUUCAAAAGUCCCUGUUUCAAGUUUUUAAUUCUCAAGAUUAUGAUUAGUUACAAACUUUUCAGAACACCGAAUUAAGUAAUAGAAAGAAAUAUGGCACACUCAUCAGUCUCAGGAAACUCUGUAAAAAGCGGUUUGAUUGAUUUUACCGCUGGUUCACUCGGCGGGGUAGCUGUGGUUUAUGUUGGUCAGCCAUUGGAUACAGUAAAAGUUAAAAUGCAAACAUUCCCACACCUAUAUAAUGGUAUGGUAGACUGCUUGAAACAAACAUUUAAAAAUGAUGGUGUUAUAAGAGGUCUAUAUGCAGGAACAACUCCUGCUAUAAUGGCUAAUGUAGCAGAAAAUUCAGUUUUGUUUGCUGCCUAUGGAUACUGCCAAAAAUUUGUUUGUAAAGUCACUGGCACAGAGAAAGUAGAGCAACUAUCCACAAUGGGCAAUGCCUCGGCUGGGUUCUUGGCUGCAUUCUUCUCAUCAUUUACCCUCUGUCCUACAGAACUGAUCAAGUGCCAGCUGCAAGCAAUGAGAGAAGUUAAUGUGCAGGGUUCACAAACAGUUAUGAAGAUAACACCAUUACAAUUAACACAGCAGAUAUUUAGGGAUUAUGGCAUUCAAGGACUUUUUAGAGGUUUAGUGCCGACAAUAAUGAGAGAAAUGCCAGGAUAUUUCUUCUUCUUUGGAGGAUAUGAAGGUACGAGAGAGUUUCUAGCUAAGCCGGGCCAGUCGAAGGAUGACAUCGGUUUCCUAAAGACAAUGGUAGCUGGUGCAGUGGGUGGCUGUGUGCUAUGGACCGUAAUAUUUCCAUCUGACGUCAUCAAAUCUCGGAUACAGAUAUCGAACAAGAAACAAAAAUUCCUUACAGUUGGAAUGGAUAUUGUAAGAAAUGAAGGUGCUCUGGCCCUAUUCAACGGAUUAAAACCGACACUGGUGAGGACAAUACCAGCCACCGCAGUACUCUUUGUGAUAUAUGAAUACUCGAAGAAAUUCAUGCAUCAAUCAUUCGGGGACUGAUUUUAUUAUUGUUAUAAUCUGUAUAUAAUAUAUGUAUGUUAUGGAUUGGUUAA
Molecule: messenger RNA, 1276 nt
Organism: Pieris rapae (cabbage white)
Lineage: Eukaryota; Metazoa; Arthropoda; Insecta; Lepidoptera; Pieridae
Product: mitochondrial ornithine transporter 1
Exons: 7
Coding region: 309-1223 (304 amino acids)
Biological process (GO): mitochondrial L-ornithine transmembrane transport
Molecular function (GO): L-ornithine transmembrane transporter activity
Source: RefSeq, a predicted model, not a curated record